Messenger RNA from Lachancea fermentati, 804 nucleotides. The record is from the annotation of a GenBank genome assembly. NCBI's taxonomy places the organism in Eukaryota, Fungi, Ascomycota, Saccharomycetes, Saccharomycetales, Saccharomycetaceae.
AUGUCACAAGGUAGAAAAGCAGCGGAAAGACUUGCUGGUAAGACCAUUUUUAUAACUGGGGCCUCUGCGGGGAUUGGUCAGGCAACUGCCUUAGAAUAUUGCGAUGCCUCCAAUGGCAAAAUCAAAUUAAUUCUUGCAGCAAGAAGAUUGGAAAAGCUCGAGGAAUUGAAGUCAAAAAUUAACAAGGAGUAUCCGGAAGCCCAAGUCUAUAUCGGAAAGCUAGAUGUGACCGAAACUGAAAAGAUUCCAAUUUUCUUGAAGAGUUUGCCAGAAGAGUUCAAAGAUAUCGACAUAUUGAUUAACAACGCAGGAAAAGCUCUCGGAUCGGAUCCCGUAGGUAAUAUUAACCCUACGGAUAUUGAAGGUAUGAUGAAUACCAACGUUUUGGGUCUGAUUAAUGUGACACAAGCAGUCUUGCCAAUCUUCAAAGCCAAAAACUCUGGUGACAUUGUGAAUUUGGGUUCAGUGGCUGGAAGAGAAGCCUACCCAACAGGUGCUAUAUACUGUGCUACGAAGCAUGCCGUCAGAGCCUUCACUCAAAGUUUGCGCAAAGAGUUGAUAAACACCAACAUUCGUGUUAUAGAAAUUGCACCAGGAAAUGUAGAGACUGAAUUCUCAUUGGUUAGAUAUAAGGGUGACAGCGAGCGUGCCAAGAAGGUUUACGAGGGUACUACUCCCCUCUAUGCUGACGACAUUGCUGAUCUAAUCGUCUACGCUACUUCCAGAAAGCCAAACACUGUUAUUGCAGACGUUUUGGUGUUUGCAUCAAACCAAGCUUCCCCAUACCACAUUUACCGUGGUUGA